AUGUCGUGGGAGGAGCCCGGCAGCCCGCAGCUGAGCCUCAGCGGCUUCAGCUCCCUCCCCUCCAUCUCCAGCACUGCCCAUCCGCCUGCCCGCCUGCCCUCCCUCUCCCUCAGCAUCGGCAACGGUAGUGCCGACGGAGAGGAUCAGCAGCUGGGCGUCAGCAGCGACGACGGCCACAAGAGCAUUCGGGCGAUGAAGAACAGGGAGUCGGCGCUGCGGUCCAGGGCCAGGAAGAGGGCCUACACGCAGGAGCUCGAGAAGGAGGUCCGCCGGCUCGUCGAGGACAACCUCAAACUCAAGAGACAGUGCAAACAGCUUCAGUCGGAGAUCGCUGCACUCAGCGCCCAGCAGGCAAGCAACAAGCAGAGCAGCCCACACCGGAGAACUUCGUCCACUCAGUUCUAG
Messenger RNA from Triticum turgidum subsp. durum (durum wheat), 405 nucleotides. Lineage: Eukaryota; Viridiplantae; Streptophyta; Magnoliopsida; Poales; Poaceae. The record is from the annotation of a GenBank genome assembly.